AUGCAUUCACCAUCUAACCACUUUUACUCCGCUCAGGAGUUCCCGCUUCAAGGCGAAGACUCGCUCACCGACUAUCCAAAUCCGCAAUAUGAAUUCUCACCAAAUUAUGACUUGCCAGCCGAGGAAUACGCCAUCAGUAGCCACGGAAAUGUGACGUGGCUCUCCGCGGUGUCCGGAUUGAUUUCGUGUGAGAAUGGAGACUCAUUCUCGUUCCAGAUUACGGACUUUUGUGAUGAGAAAGUCUCCGAUCUCCGCAAAGUGCUCCGCAUCGGAAUGGUGCUCGGAUUCAGAGCUAUCGAGAAAGACGAUGGUCGAUUCGUCAUCAACUACGUCUACCCAUUAUCUGGAAUCGAAGCUGAAAUCCGGUUCAAAAAAAUGGAAGAGAUCGACUUGACACCCGGAAAAGACGAGUACGAGUUGCGAUUGGAGGGAAAAGCAUUCGACACACUUUUGGACGUUUUUAGAAAAGAUGGAAGUGCGGAUAUUGGGUUGAGAUGUUUGCAUGGAAGCGGCAAAGAAGAAAAACCACUUCACAACUACAUCGGAACUUCCGGCGAGAAGCUGCGCCAAUUCGUGACUAGUCGUACUCACAUCUUCCGUCUUGAACAUGAUUUCGUUAGUCUGCAGCUCCCGUCCGUCUACCUGGCCGUCAAAUAUCUCAACACCUAUCUACUCCAAAGCGGUGGUGCCAUUUCCAUUGAAGAUCUCUACAACUUCUACAUCUCCCACCUGUUUCCCAAUCCCGUCCGGAAACACGUUGGAUUCACCCCUAAAGUCUUCAUGAAUCUUCUCAAGAAUCACCCAUUCGUAUUCUCCGUUUUCCCAAGUGAAGUGUUCGUGUCGUCGAGAAGAAAUCUUCCGCAGUUUGAUUAUCCCAUGUUCAUCGACUCCAAUUUCCCGUUUCUGGAGCCUCGGGAACCGGAUUUUGUGCAAGCGAAGCAGGAGGCCUAUCCUCCAUCGGUUAAUUAUAAUAAUCAAUAUAAUAACGUACGAGACGACCGACCAGAUUCUCGCGCCUCAAUCGAAAUCGAGUGGCGUCGUGAGAAGUUUGAUGACAGCCCAUUCCCAACUUAUGAUGGUGUCGGACCAUUCGCUCUUCUAGUCGCCGCUACUUUUGGUCCCAGAGCUACUCGCUCAACGGGUUCUUCUGAGGAAUCUUCUGCAACCUCCCCAUCUGGAUCUAGUAACCCACCAACAUCCGGCACUUCCAGCACCACCUUCCCCGACACGUGCGAAUACAAUCUAUUCGGUCCGAAUGAUCUUCUCCGUGAAUGUCUUGAUAGUCUCUGCUCCUGGACGCUCUAG
Caenorhabditis remanei is the source of this 1305-nucleotide messenger RNA. RefSeq lists its product as uncharacterized. NCBI's taxonomy places the organism in Eukaryota, Metazoa, Nematoda, Chromadorea, Rhabditida, Rhabditidae. Gene Ontology annotation, biological process: negative regulation of gene expression. The transcript is spliced from 6 exons. The coding region runs from base 1 to 1305 and encodes 434 amino acids. The record is from RefSeq and is a predicted model, not a curated record. Gene Ontology annotation, cellular component: cytoplasm.